GUCAUUGAAGUCUAUCUCUGAUUGUUUGAUGUGACAGGAUCUCCAGCAGCGGGGAGCGACCUCCUCAACUUCAACCUCUUCUCCCUUACAGCCUACAAGAUUGGCAGUAGCACCAGCAUCUUGGGAAGAACAUGGAGAAGGUUCUGAUCCGUCCCACCGCGUUCAAACCGGUGGUCCCGAUGAACCGCCACUCAGUGCAGUACCUCUCCCUGAGACCAGGGGGCAACCUCUCUGAGAGCCAAGGCACCCUCAACCUCCUCAUGCCCCUGUCUAUCAACGGGAAUAACGGAAAUACAGUGGUCAAUAACGUGAAUACCGUGUUCAAUAACGUGGUCAAUGGCACGGGGAGCUACGGGAACGUUGUACCUCUGGUCGGCUCGUCCUCUUCCUCAGAUAGCAAGAGGAACUCAUACAGCGGAGGACGCAACGCUCGCAGCAGCCAUUCCUGCUCCAUGUCAGACUCUGGCCGUAACUCCCUGUCCAGCCUGCCCACCCACAGCAGCCUGGCCAAUAGCGAGGCCUCCGGGUCGGGUUCAGGGUCUGUGGGGUCCGGGGUGGGCCCGGAGCCUGGGAGAACCACCACCACAAACGGGGGGUCGGGGAUCAACGGAGGUCACGCCCACUCUACCUCCCACGGUCACUCAAACUCGGACAGCGGGCGGUCGUCGUCCAGUAAGAGCACAGGGUCGCUGAGUGGGCGAGGCCAGCCCCUGUCGGACAGCGGGUCGUGUGGGCGCUCGCCCCCGACCCUGGAGGGUUACGAGGGGGUGGUUAGGGAGCUGGAGGAGAAGUUGAGGGAGAGAGACCUGGAGCUGCAGCAACUCAGAGAGAACCUGGACGAGAACGAGGCCGCCAUCUGUCAGGUAUACGAGAAGAAGCAGCUUCGCUGUGAGAGAGAGCUGGAAGAGCUGAGACAGAGCUGUUCCUCUAAGAUGAAACAGGCUUCACAGAAGGCCCAGAGAGUACAACAGGCCUUACAGCUACAGGUGUUCCAACUGCAGCAAGAGAAGAAGAAGCUUCAGGAGGACUUCUCCUCUCUGCUGCAGAACAGGGAAGAGCUGGAGAGGAGGUGUGCCUCUAUACAGAGAGAGCAGACCCAGCUGGGACCACGCCUAGAAGAGACCAAGUGGGAGGUGUGUCAGAAAUCAGGUGAGAUCUCCCUUUUGAAACAGCAACUGAAGGAGUGCCAGUCAGAGCUGAGCCAGAAGGGCGGGGAGCUGGUGGUCCUGAAGUCCCAGUUGAGAGAGCUAAGGUCCGAUCUCCAGAACAGCCAGGCUACGACCCAGGAGGCUGGGCCGGCCCUACGAACACGCUCCCUGGAGCUGGAGGUCUGCGAGAAUGAGCUCCAGCGCAGGAAGAGCGAAGCCGAGCUGCUCCGCGAGAAAGUCGGACGCUUGGAGGAAGAGUUGGCCCGCCUCCGAGAUGCCCUGGCCAAUCAGGAAGGAGGUUAUCUUCCUGGAGGCCAGGCAUCAGCCACUAAGGGCCAAUGUAUGAGCCUGCCCCUCCCCCAGGGGCGUGGGGGUGUGGGGGGUGGAAGGGAGGGCCUCAGCCCCUCUGUGGGGUACCGAGAUGCGGAGGAGGGGAGGCUGGGUUGGGGAGGGGAGAGUGAUGAGACCAAGGCUCAGAGGCAGAGUGCUGAAGCUGUGCUGGGACUCAGGCAACAGGUGGAGAGGCUGAGGGCAGAGCUGAUGUACGAGAGGAGGAGCAGUGAGGAGGGGUGGGGCGGAUUUGAGGAGGAGAGGAGGGUCUGGCAGCAGGAAAAGGAAAAGGUGAUCCGCUACCAGAAGCAGCUGCAGCAGAACUACAUCCAGAUGUACAGGAGGAACAGAGAUCUGGAGAGAGUGAUGAGAGAGCUCAGUCUAGAGCUGGAGAACAGAGAUGUAGAGGACUACGACAUCCACAGCGGCAGCAACGACAUCCACUUCAAGGAGAUCGCCGCUACUGAGAUCUAGAGGGACCAUACAAGGGUGUCCUCAUGCCCCAGUGAGAUUUAGAGACCAGACAGGGGCGUAGUCUAACCCCAGUGAGAUUUAGAGACCAGACAGGGCGUAGUCUAACCCCAGUGAGAUUUAGAGACCAGACAGGGCGUUGUCUAACCCCAGUGUCCUCUCGCUCCCAUGACAAUUAGUACCAGCACCCUGAUUUGAUCUGAUUUCCCCAUCACUGCUACUGAGAGGUCUGCGUCCAAAAUGGAACCCUAUUCGCUAUGUAGUGCACUUAUUUUGGAUAGAGAACAGGUUACCGUUUUAAAUUUGCAUCCAGACUACAGAGGGUGUACCUGGACUUACUCCCCUAACCACAGUUCCAGCACUCUUUACUUCUCUACACUCUUGGGAAAGAAUGUGCUAUCUAGAACCUAAACGGGUUCUUUGUCUGUUCCCAUAGGAUAACCCUUUGAAUAACUAGUUUUGGUUCCAGAUAGAACCCUUUUGGUUCCAGGCAGAACCUCAAACCAAAAAGGGUUCCCCCAUUGGGACAGCCGAAGUAUACUUUUGGAACCCUUAUUUCUAAGUGUGUAUGCUGGCAUGGACAUUAAGGGAGCAUCUCUGUCUCAGGGUUGAUUUACUGUACUAGACACUGGGAUGCACCCUCCUCUAGGCCCUCACAGGAACAGCUGACUACCUGCAGUCAGAAAGGACUCCAUCACUUCGUCAUUCGGACUUGAAAGAAGUUUAGGGUGUAUCUCAACAGUUUAAAGUGGCUUCCUUUCCAGAUUGAGAUUCACCCUCAGACCAACACAUCCUCAUUGCCUUCUCACAUGGGUUUGAUUUCCCAGCUAUAGUACCAGCACUCUAUGGGACGUAUACUAUGACUUUUGACUUGAGAAACAAGCAGGCAUCACUCAAACCUUGCUCAAAUCAGGGUAUUGAAAGCAAUGGGAGUCGCAGAAAAAGGGCACAGAUCUCAGAUCAAGUGAAAUCAUAUCUGUAUAUAGCACACAGGGGUGACUAUCUGACGACCAGCACAUAAUGAUGACAUCACAAUAAAGAUGACAUCACCCCUCGACUGUGUUUACGUUUGUCCACAGGACUCAGAGCAAAAAUCCCACUUUUACAAUGUCUUCUCAUGUUACAUAUACACUAUUCAAUGGAUCAUCAACUGAUCUAGACAUAGCAAUUUUAAGCUACAGCCUGGUCUUUUCUGAGUUACAGAAACACUGGAGUAUUUUAAUGGAAUGUAUAAGGACUCUUUGCACAUAGUAGGUGUCAACCAUUCAGUUAUCAACACCGGCUAAGACACAAACUAGGCUACACCAAGAGAAUACCUGGGAUCAUUUUGCACAAAAACUCAUAAUGCUCUUUUCAGUUCUGGACGUGACUGUUCUGUCUUUCUCAUGUAGUUGACCUCUUUGUAUGGACACAGAAGAGAUAGAAGCAUGUAGCAAUAAGAGAGAGUGCAGCUUGGGAGAUCUCGCUCUCAUAUCAAAGGAAGAAACAAAUCUCUCUCUCUUUCCUGUUAACUAGCACAGAUUUUCAUAUCAAAGGAAAAAACAAACAUUUAUUGGUUAAAACUAAAGCUGCCCGUCAAAGAUAUUGAUGCUGCAUCGGCUGCUGGGACUGUUAUGGAGCCUUCUUGGAUCCGUGAGGUCAGGGGUCGUGGAUCAGGAAGCCUUUGGUGGCACUUUCCCUGAUGGUAUCACAGUGAAAGCAACAAAACAUCAAUGCCAAACUGUACUGUAGACCUCCCUCCCUUGUCCUCUCUCACUGUCACACACUUUGGACUGUGAAUACUCUUCCGAGUAUUACUAGACCCCCCCCCCCCUCCCUCCCUCACUCAAAAAAAACAAAUAACACUUCCUAGUCUUCCUAUCCCUGACUGUGAGACUCCCUCACUGACAUGUAGAUAAUGUGGGUGGCAUGAUUGCAUGUCUUUCCCUGUCUGUCAGAGUCGGUCCAGAUAAUGUAGGGGUUUGUGCUGGACAUUGCAUGAUAGAGUAGCCUAAGGCAUGACACCCCGGUCAUUAUGGAACUGUUACACUGGUUAUGUUAUUGCCUUGGGAGCUCCAAGGGGGAUGGGACUGAAAUCUCUGGUCAACAUAUUGGCAACCACUGGGAACCAUAGAAAUAAACUUACUAUAAUGUAAUUCUAUGUCUAUGCUGGGAACCAUGAAUUAAUAAGGUGGUCUUCAGUUGUGCUUUCUCAUAAGAAUGGAUUCAACUAGAGGUGUGAUCUUUUGUAUUACAGAGUAAAACAAAGUAUAUAAAAAAAGAUUCUUAACAGAUAAAUAAAAAUCAAUAUGAUCUA
Molecule: messenger RNA, 4245 nt
Organism: Salvelinus fontinalis (brook trout)
Lineage: Eukaryota; Metazoa; Chordata; Actinopteri; Salmoniformes; Salmonidae
Product: leucine zipper putative tumor suppressor 2 homolog
Exons: 6
Coding region: 132-1952 (606 amino acids)
Biological process (GO): negative regulation of canonical Wnt signaling pathway
Source: RefSeq, a predicted model, not a curated record